CAAGCAAGACAACAAUUGGCUGCGACUUAUGUCAAUCAUUACUAUCGCAUUCAGGAAAUCCCACCCCAAAGGUUUUCAUUUCCGGUUGUAUUUGAAGUUGUCCGUCAAAGUGGGAACGUCCAGAAACAUACCGUCACGUCAAGUUGCCUAAAUCCAUGGUCCGAAGCAACCAGAGCGUUUCACGUGACAGCUCUUCAACAUGGCUGACAAUCGGACUCCAACUUUGAAUUUCAACAUCGGGGUGCUCGGACAUGUGGACAGCGGCAAGACGUCGCUGGCUCGGGCGUUGAGCAGCACGGCGUCCACGGCUGCCUUCGACAAGAACCCUCAGUCCCGCGAGAGAGGCAUCACCCUGGACCUCGGCUUCUCCUCCUUCACCGUGGACCUCCCCGAUCAGCUGCGGGAGAGCGGUGACCACCGGCGGCGGUAUGACAACCUGCAGUUCACCCUGGUGGACUGUCCGGGACAUGCCUCUCUCAUUCGGACCAUCAUUGGAGGGGCGCAAAUCAUUGACCUGAUGAUGCUGGUGGUGGACGUGGUGAAAGGGGUCCAGACUCAAACAGCUGAGUGUCUGCUCAUUGGAGAGCUGACCUGUCCUCGCAUGGUCGUUGUGCUGAACAAGACGGACCUUCUGCCAGCCAACAAGAGACAGAGCGCCAUCGAGAAAAUGACCAAGAGACUGCACAAAACGCUGGAGAAGACCAGAUUUAAAGACUGUCCAGUGAUUGCAGUGGCAGCCAAGCCCGGGGGCCCCGAGGCUGCCGACACAGAGGAACCACAGGGGGUGUCUGAAUUAAUUGAGCUAUUAAAAAAGCAGACUUACCUCCCACGGAGAGACCCAGGAGGCGACCUGCUCAUGGCUGUGGACCACUGCUUCUCCAUCCGUGGCCAGGGAACAGUCAUGACUGGGACCAUCCUGCGGGGGUCACUGGCCAUCAAUGACACCAUAGAAAUUCCAGCCUUGAAGGUGACUAAGAAGGUAAAGUCGAUACAGAUGUUUCGGAAGCCAGUGUCGGGGGCCAUGCAGGGGGAACGUGUGGGUGUGUGCGUGACACAGUUUGACCCAAAGUUGUUGGAGCGCGGGCUCGUGUGCACCCCGGGCUCCCUGCGCACCGUCUUUGCUGCUGUCAUCUCCGCCAGGAAGAUCGGCUACUUCAAGGGCUCCCUCAGCACACGGGCCAAGUUCCACAUCACGGUGGGACACGAGACCGUCAUGGCGAGGGUGACGUUUUUUGGCCUGCUGCCAGACACGCCACAUCCAGAGCCCUGCUCGCUGGAAACGGCCUUCACCUUCGACAGGGAGUACCUCUACCAGGAAGGCUAUGUCACCGGCCAGCGAGAGUCCAGUUCAGGACCCGAGCCAGAGCAGUGGGCACUGUUGGAGUUUGAGCGGCCUGUCACGUGCCCCUUACUCUGCCUGGUGAUUGGCUCCAAGCUAGACACGGACAUCCACGCUAAUGCAUGCCGCUUGGCCUUCCAAGGGCGCCUGCUGCACGGGUUUGAAGAUAAAAGCUACGCUGAGACGGGCCUCCCUCGCCUGCUCAUCUACAAGACCAAACACAGGGAAGGGCAAGUGGAGAGGGUGACGGACGACUACACUGUGAUUGGCCGUAACCUGUUCAAGAAGGAAACGAACUUGCAGAUCUUUGUGGGGCUGAAGGUCACGCUGUCAACGGGCGAAACGGGCGUCAUCGAGGGCGGGUUUGGACAGAGCGGGAAGUUCAAAAUUCGAGUACAAGACUUUUGGGGCUCGGCAGAUUGUUUUCAGGAUGUGGUGAGAGUGGUAGGGCUGACAUCUCUAGUCACAUUCUCAGGAUUCCUCUGAGGAUUGCCUGUGUUCCGGGGGAAAUCUGUUCUGUAUUUAUUUUACCUUCUGUUGCUCCAAACCCACUGCUCCACACCGGGAGGGGAGAGAAAACAAAAACAUAUCAAAAAGAGCGCCUCACCUACAUCCUCUUCACUGACACGCCCACACACUCACGCGCGCACACACGCAGACACACACACACACACACACACAUAGUCUUGGGAAAUCGUAGUGCUGGUUACUGUGUUUCAAGGAACAGUACUUUUUGUUGAGUUUUUAUUACACAAUACUUAUUGUGAUCUUUUUUAUCAUCUCACACUUGACAAAUACCCCAAAUAAAAAAAAAAUAACAAAAAAUUCUCAAACUAAUAAAAACUAAACUAGAAUGAAAUAUUAUAACCCUGCCCUACUGCGGGGCCAAUGCCAACGCCGAAUUUCAUUACUUUAAACGACAUUGGGUGAAAAUGAGGCUGCAUGUUGUACCCUUAGUCCAGAAAAGUGAAUGUGAACUGCAAAGUGUAAAUGUAACUGACACAUCGGUGUAAAGAAAUACUGAUUUAAAGAUGGCGUCUUUCAAGCAAUCAGCGUUGAAGUCGACUUUCGACAUCCACAAUGUUGUGUUGCAUGCUUAUGUUGUGGGGAACUACACAACUUAUUUGUUCUACUCGGUCUGCUUGGUUUUGUUGUUUUUUUCCUUUAUUUUCUCAUAGUAGUCCUUUAUUUAUUUGGUUGUAAAUUGCUUUUUCACAGGACAGUCUUUAUAAUCUACUGGUAACUUUGGUUGCUAUAAUGAUAAUAAAACAAAUGCAUUAUGCCUUUAUAAUAGACAACCAACCACGUCCUCAAAAUAUUCCUCCCCCAUCUGCAGUUGAGUAAAUAAACUGCCCUGGCCCCUAUUUGCGGAAAUGCGGUAAGAUGUAUAGUGUGUGAGUGUGAAUCUGUCACGGGCUUUUGCUAAUAGUGCAUCACUAAUAAGGAAGCAAGCUUUUCAGUUGAAUGUUUCAGAGCAAAAUUAUCACUCCUCUGUCAUGAGAGAGACAUUUUUAUUCCCUCCAUGUAAGGUAGAUGAUGAACUUGUGUUGUCUGUACACCAAAACGACAUUUUUGGAGGCCUUUAUUUGUGCCAAUGUAUUUUUGGGGAAUUAUUAAAAAAUGUUACGAGUAUAUUUCAAUUUAUGUCAAGUAAAACUGGACUUUAAAAAUUAAAUAGAAAAGAAAUACCACGAAAUGGCAAAGACAAUACUGUGGAGCGAUCACAUCAGUGUCUACUCGAACGCUCAUGGUCUCCACAUAAAAUAAGAUCAUCUUUAGUACUGCGCAGUGAGCCCGUUAACAACAUGCAGUAAGACUCUACACCAUCUUUUUACAUCGGUAGGUUCUGUUGUUUUGGUCAGCAACAGCAUUCAAAAUGGGCUCAACUGUGUCACGACAUCAUGUCUAACGACAACAUCUGUGAACUGACAUAAUUACAGUUACUGCCCAUUUUGUGAUGGGGGCACAGCUAGAAUAGUGGGCAAAAUGUGGCCCGGGGUCCACACAAGGCUGUUCUUUAAUCUGGCCCACCGAACAUGUAUAUUUUCAAAAUUCUGUAAUAUUUGUUGCAAUGUUACCAUUUUUUCCCAAAACUGGUUAAAUACAAUUUAUUUACAGUGGAACCUCGGUUUUUGAUUAAUUCAUUCCAAAAAGUCUGACUAAAGCCAAAUCGUACAAAAACUAGAGCAGUAUUUAUAUGUGAAAUCAAAGACUCUUGAUGGUGUUGACAGCGAGAAGGAACGAGGGAAGGUAAGAGGUUAUUGUUUGGAAGGGGAAUCCACCAUUUUUGUACUUAGCUACGAGUUCUCUCUUGAAUUCUCUUGUGUUUCUGGUCUUCGUUAUAAAGGACCGGCACUGAGAACUUUCUUUGGCCGCAUGGUGCCUUAUUAAAUAGUCACGAUCAAUAGAUAAGCAAAGAAAACAUCAAAAUGCUUCUGAUGAACGUGCGAUGUGAUGCUCAGUGUCGCUCACUAGUGAGAGGAGGUGCUGCAUUCUGUAACACAGCAAUGUCUCACCAAACUAAAAUUCAGAUGACAAAAUAUGACAUUGACAAAAAAAACAGCAAGCACUAAAAGCAUGAAACUAUUUUACAUGGACAUUUUAUUUAUUUAUCUAUUUACCUCAUCUACGAAUGACUUGGCCCAUGUGUUGUUUUAAAAAAAUUUGAAAAACAGAGUGCCUACCCCAUGAUAUGUUUAAUUUAGAGAGAAGAGGACUCUACUUUGUGUUUGCAUGUGAACACAAGUUCAUUCAAGUCUGUGCACGCUGGUGUAGCCACAGCUAGCAGAGAUAUCGCACAGCGCUGGCUACAAGCAUAACAACCCUUACAUUGGCAUAAUGAUAACAACAAGAAUGCUGGCGCCAUUAUGCAUGAGGCCAGACAGACAGUGCGUUAAGCGAUGAAACCAGAACAUCGCUUACCUUCCGUGUCCAAAACCGCAGACCAAAUUAGCAGCCAGUUUGAACAGAGGGCACAAAUAGAAAGACAGAGGGGCAAAAAUGUGACUCAGCAUGAGGAGCGUGACGCACUCGCUCAUAGUUCUCAGGGAAUUAAGGUCAAGGCAGACAGAAGACGGGGGGCACACAGUUGGAGUGAAUGUCGGGAUCCUCCAGAUGUCUCCUUGACGAACAGAGACCUGUUUUUCUGAACAUUUUCAGCUGUUAAAUGUGAAGAAUGAUUGCUGCAGGUCACGUGGAGGAAAGCACAUGUGCUUCUGUGAAUCUGGUGAUGAACUUCACAAAAAUACAAAAGUUGUAUCAAAAA
Phyllopteryx taeniolatus (common seadragon) is the source of this 4604-nucleotide messenger RNA. It is a transcript of the gene eefsec, whose product is annotated as eukaryotic elongation factor, selenocysteine-tRNA-specific. Gene Ontology annotation, biological process: selenocysteine incorporation. The transcript has 8 exons. Bases 200 to 1825 code for a protein of 541 amino acids. Lineage: Eukaryota; Metazoa; Chordata; Actinopteri; Syngnathiformes; Syngnathidae. Gene Ontology annotation, molecular function: translation elongation factor activity; GTP binding; GTPase activity. The record is from RefSeq and is a predicted model, not a curated record.